AACAAACAAAACAAACAGUUAGACAUAAAUGUAGCUUAUAUUGAAACAGACAGACAUACAUUGCUCCAAAAAAGAAGUUUUCAAAAUUUGAGAUUUGUAUCUUUGGUUUUAUGUGCAUUGAAAUGUUUCGAUGUAUUAUUGGUCGUCAAAGGUGUUUUUUCGUGACUUCAGUGCGCUCUUUUAGCGCUAGCUCCGUAUUACCUGAACUCAUUACUGAAGAGCGGGAAGCCGAUUUGAAAGGAACAAAGCAAGUGACAGUGCCGAGCGAGCGCUACUUGAGAUUCAAGGACAGGCUGCGAUCGGAAGCACCUCUUAAAAGCUUUUCGAAUGAGGCCAUGCCACAUCCGGCGCACGAGAAGGAGCCGCUGAAGCCCUGGCCAAACAAUACCAAUCCUAACACAGGUGAGGUUGGCGGACCGCCUGGACCAGAGCCCACGCGCUAUGGGGACUGGGAGAGGAAGGGUCGGGUUACGGAUUUCUGAAAA
Molecule: messenger RNA, 485 nt
Organism: Drosophila hydei
Lineage: Eukaryota; Metazoa; Arthropoda; Insecta; Diptera; Drosophilidae
Product: succinate dehydrogenase assembly factor 4, mitochondrial
Exons: 1
Coding region: 111-482 (123 amino acids)
Biological process (GO): mitochondrial respiratory chain complex II assembly
Cellular component (GO): mitochondrion
Source: RefSeq, a predicted model, not a curated record